Aspergillus uvarum CBS 121591 is the source of this 1104-nucleotide messenger RNA. Its product is annotated as putative mitochondrial GTP/GDP transporter Ggc1. Bases 1 to 1104 code for a protein of 367 amino acids. Gene Ontology annotation, molecular function: guanine nucleotide transmembrane transporter activity. The transcript is spliced from 7 exons. Gene Ontology annotation, cellular component: mitochondrion. NCBI's taxonomy places the organism in Eukaryota, Fungi, Ascomycota, Eurotiomycetes, Eurotiales, Aspergillaceae. The record is from RefSeq and is a predicted model, not a curated record.
AUGUCUCCCGCUCUUGUUCAGGCUGGUGCUGGCUCUGCCACGAAGGAAGUCAAGAGAGAAUCCGCGACCGCCCGUCUCCUGGGUUCUGGAACGGCUGGUAUUACGGAGCUCAUGGUUUUCCACCCUGUCGACACCAUUGCCAAGCGGUUGAUGAGCAACCAGACUCGUAUCUCCUCCUCUGAAGCAAUGAACAAGGUUAUUUUCAAGGAAUUUGCCGACGCCCCCGCUGGCCGCAAGUUUACCUCUCUUUUCCCAGGUCUGGGUUACGCCGCCGGUUACAAGGUCCUCCAGCGUAUCUAUAAGUACGGUGGCCAGCCCUUCGCGCGCGACUAUCUGGCCCAGCACUACGGUUCCGACUUCGACAAUGCUUUUGGAAAGGGAACUGGCAAGGCUAUCAUGCACGCGACAGCUGGAAGUUUGAUCGGUAUCGGAGAGAUUGUUCUUCUGCCCCUCGACGUUCUCAAGAUCAAGCGUCAGACUAACCCCGAGGCCUUCCGCGGCCGCGGCCUCUUCAAGAUCAUCCAGGAUGAGGGUAUGGGACUGUACCGUGGUGCCGGCUGGACUGCAGCCCGCAACGCUCCUGGAUCUUUCGCUCUUUUCGGUGGUUCCGCCUUUGCCAAGGAGUACAUCUACCAGCUGAAGGACUACAACUCUGCCACUUGGAGCCAGAACUUCGUGGCUUCCAUCUGCGGUGCUAGUGCUUCUCUGGUUGUGUCUGCUCCUUUGGACGUCAUCAAGACCCGUAUCCAGAACCGCAACUUCGAGAACCCUGAGUCUGGUUUCCGGAUCGUGUCCAACAUGAUGAAGAACGAGGGUUUCACCAGUUUCUUCAAGGGUCUGACGCCCAAGCUGUUGAUGACCGGACCUAAGCUUGUGUUCAGCUUCUGGCUGGCUCAGACGCUGAUCCCUGCGUUUGGCCAGGUUGUAGCCGCAGAUCCCAUCUUCGCCUUCGCGAUAGGCACCACCGCCGCCCUCCUGCGCAUCCAGCGCGAACAGCGCGAGAAAUUCCCCGAGCGGGCCAAGGACAUCGGAAUCGGGGGUGUGGUGCAGCUGGGGGCGAGGCGGGUCCAACGCUGGUGGGCGGGCGAUUUCGCAGGGUUGUGA